Messenger RNA from Lingula anatina, 2649 nucleotides. RefSeq lists its product as uncharacterized. Gene Ontology annotation, cellular component: nucleus; cytoplasm. Gene Ontology annotation, biological process: protein phosphorylation; mitotic DNA damage checkpoint signaling. Gene Ontology annotation, molecular function: ATP binding; protein serine/threonine kinase activity. Lineage: Eukaryota; Metazoa; Brachiopoda; Lingulata; Lingulida; Lingulidae. The record is from RefSeq and is a predicted model, not a curated record.
CACUAAGACAGACCUGACCAAUCCAUCUUAUCAUUGUGUGAACAUGACCAGAGUAAACAGAGUCUCUCCAGGUGUAUACACACACUGUGUGCUUAACAGGCAGGGAGAGGAAUUUUCAGCCAUGCCUUUUCCAAGUACUGGAUCUAUACCAGGCAUGAGUCACCUACACUGCUGUGAUGAAUACAUGUAACCACAGAGGCUUUUAUAUGUCUGGGUUGGUUUUGCUGUUCUCUUUAUAACUGCUGUGAUAUCAUCAUAUACACAUGGAGGAGGACGUUAAAUCUUGUGAAAUUAAUAGACCGACAACUUUAGCAAUGUCCACCUGUGAAGAAAGAAGUGCUCUCAGUGGGUUUGGAAAUCCACUCUGUACUCCUAGAGGGGAGGAAAACACAUCCCCUGGGCCAACAGGAGUGUCACCAGAGUCACAAGAACUGUCACCAAGGUCCCAAGAAAGACUAAGGCAGCUUAAAAUAGAUUUGUCACAAGGGAAAGCUAAACUUGAAUAUGACAAGAAUAACAAAGUCCAUGUGAAUUACUGUGAUGAUAAAUCUGGCCAAUUCAAAAUGAAAGAUAUUGGCAAAGUAUUAGAAACUGACCAGGAAAAUAAAGAAGAGGUGUUGAAUCGUGUAAUGCAGGUCAUUGAGUUCAUGAAAUCCCAAAAUGCACCACAGGGUGUGGCUUUAAACUCUGCAAAGACUAAACCACAGUAUGGAUACUAUGAAAAAGGUCAGCAUUAUACAAUGAACAUGGAUCAAAUUUUGGGAGGAGGAGUACAUGGGAAAGUUGUUAUGGUCUAUGAUGAAAAAACUGAAGAAAAGUCAGCCUUUAAAAAGGUAAUGUUACUAGACUUCAGGGAGGAGGAGAUAAGAGCUUGGGUGGCUAUGGAAGAUAAUCCACAUUUUCCAGAGCUGUACAUGCUAAAAGUAGAGGGAGAUAAAGUAUUAUUAUUCAUGGAACCCUUACAGCCAAAAAUAACUUUGACUGAAGUCAUAGACCAGUAUUUUUCCCAGCUUCAACAACAAGGUCCAGCAGCCCAGUGGUCAUUUUCCAUCUUUGUGGUCAAAGGUCUACUUGAAGCCAUCCAAGCUCUUCAUGAAAAGGGAUACACACACAAUGAUCUUCACACUGGCAACAUUCUCCUUGAAGACACCAAGUCUAGUAUGGAAGUCAAGGUUGUUGACCUUGGCCUUGCUGAGGUCAUUCCUAAUCCACUGACAGUGACCAGCAAGGCCAAGGUCACAGAUGACCUGUGGAACAUCCUGAGAACUUUCAUUGCACUUUGUGCUGGGUAUACAUUUGAAUCCACUUAUGAAAUGACAAAACACUGGAGGGAUGCAUUACAUUAUGUUGAUGAAUCAUUUCGUAAAGAAUUUGAGGAAAUUGUUGCUUUUUGCAUUGAUGCUGCUUUAAACUUUGCUACGGAGCUUCCAGCUGGAAAACUACUUAAUAAAUUGAAUGAGGCUGGAGACAUUGCUGAAGACCUGAAAGAUUGCAUGAGUGUUUUGAAAGGUAUCUUCUUUAGUGAUGGUUUCAUGCCAAUUCACCCAGAUCAGACAGACAAGACGACUGCAGAACCCCAGGCUGUCUUUGGGGUCAAUGACACACUGAGCAAGGAAGUGCAUAUGAAUUUAACUGAGGAGCAAAAAAUCGCAAUUGAAAAGCUUUUCAAGCAAAAAGGAUGGUCAAGUCCGAUUAAAUGUGAAGAAUCAAGUGUCCUGGAAAGAAAUUUCAAUAAGAUGGAUCUUUUGGAAACGGAUGGAAUAGAAGAUACACAGUGUGACAGUUUGGACACUACAGAUGGGCACAGUGUAGACCUGACUGACCAUAAGGCUGGCAACAGUAUGGACCAGAAACCUGCCUAUAGGUCUUUAAGAAUGACGUAUCUGAUGGGAAGACUUCAUGAGUUAGAGCUCAAUCUGUCUCAUUAAACUGCAGAUAUAACAAGGGGGGGUAGUGUUCAUAUGGGUUACUUUGCAAAUUAAAAUAAAAUUAUGCAUGAAUUUGAUUUAGGGCAUGCUGCAAAAUAGCAUUGACAAUCUUUUAUGCUUUUUUAAAAACUUUUGUGAGAAACAAAUGGGUAGUUUUCAUGCAGUGCAAGUGUAGAGCUGUCUUAGAGAAACCUGAUUGAUAAAUAGAUUAACCUACAUGAGUAAGAGUUAUGCCUCUCUCAUUAAAAAAAUAGUAUUAUAAUGUGACCUAUGGAUUGGCCAUAUGUUUGUGCCUUGUGAUAUACCCUUUACUAGGUUACAAGUUAUUUAUGUAUAAAACUGAGUCAGAGCUGUAUCUGUCUCCUAUAGACCAGUAUGAGUGUCUAGAUUUACGUCUUUAUAAUUAGCAAUCAAAAUUCCAUUUUAAAAUACAAUUUUAUAUAAGAUAUGCAUAAAGUUUGAAAUGGAGUGAAGCAAUAACCGCAAGAAAUAUUGGUGCUAUGGUAUUUUAACAAAUGAUAUCAUAUCCAUCGGUUUUAUAAGCCUGGAAUAGUCUUAUUAUAUGGUUCUUCUGAUUUAUCCAAAAUGUUUCAAGAGGUGUUUAAAAUAUUGCAUCUCUGAAUCCCUUUAUUUAUGACUUUGACAAAUUGCAUUUUAAUAUUUUUUAUAAGCCUUGCUGCUGAAAUGGGGAUUUCUUUCUCAUUUUCUUAUAUUUCCUACA